Messenger RNA from Plasmodium inui San Antonio 1, 510 nucleotides. RefSeq lists its product as hypothetical. NCBI's taxonomy places the organism in Eukaryota, Apicomplexa, Aconoidasida, Haemosporida, Plasmodiidae. The transcript has 3 exons. The record is from RefSeq and is a predicted model, not a curated record. Bases 1 to 510 code for a protein of 169 amino acids.
AUGAACGGUAGGAAAAUUUUCACCUUCCUGAUAAAUGGAAAAAAGGAGGCGAAUAACUUAUCAAAUGUUCUCUCCCUGCGGCUGAAGUUUUUUAGAAUUUUUCUUUUUCAAGAUUGGAACGUUGUCCAAAAAUUAAGGAUAAAUCUGUGCGACGUGAACUUGCCCAUCGACAGGAGCACCAUGCAGAACUUUUCCCUGCUGAAGCAUUUUUUGGCAAAGAAACGGAAGGAAAGAAAAAAGUCGGAAAAGGGAAAGCGUGAGAACAAGAGGGACAAGAAGUACUCAAGCUACUUCUAUGUGCACCUUUUGGAAGUAUCCCCCCUUUUGAUUAAAGCAAAUAUACAAGGCUCGCACGAAAUGAAUGUGAAGUUGAACAUAAAUCAGUUCAGGGAAGAAAAAAAAAUGACCUAUUUGAAGAAGACAUUGAAGAGGUACAGAAGGCACAUUUUGAAAAGUGUAAUAAAACAAAUCGUCGAAAACGACGCGAAAAAAGGGGAAAAAAAGAAAUAA